UUCCAUCUUAAAAACAGGUUUAAUGGAAUUUCAAGCUCAACAAUUGAGAAUUAAAUACUAACUAACUAACUUCUAUAUCUCCUAAUUAAUAAUCAUUUCGCUCUUGAAACUACCCACAAAUGGCUGCGACCCUACUAGUUCACGGCCAUUUCUGCAACUCCGACCCGAAAGUUUCUUCCAAGCAACUCCAGAGGCCAAAGGUGAAUCAGAGCCCUCAACUUGUAACCAAACCAAGAAUCUCAAAACCAGCUCGCUUCCGCAGAAACACACCGAGAACCUCAAAAACUUCAGUUAAACCCCAAAACCUCACGCUUACUCGUGCUCUCUCUGCUUUUGUUGAAUCUAGGUCUAUGGAAAACGCCCUCUAUCUGUUUCAACAAAUGAACUGCCCGGAUAGCUACGUAUGGAAUGUUAUGAUCAGAGGGUUUACCAAUAAUGGGUUAUUGCAGGAAGCUUUGGAUUUCUAUUAUAGAAUGGUGUUUGAAGGAGUUUGCACCGAUAACUUUACGUACCCAUUCGUCAUCAAGGCAUGUGCUGGUCUUUUGUCAUUGGUGGAAGGAGAAAAGCUUCAUGCAAAAUUGUUUAAGCUUGGGUUGAAUUUGGAUGUUUACGUUUGCAAUUCUCUGAUUUCUAUGUACAUGAAACUUGGAUGUGUUGAGGAUGCACAGAAGGUGUUUGAAGAAAUGCCAUUGAGAGACUUGGUUUCUUGGAAUUCUAUGAUAAGUGGGUAUAAAAUGCUUGGUGAUGGUUCAGGUUCAUUGAUGUAUUUUAGAGAAAUGCUGGAUUCUGGAAUUAGACCCGAUAAGUUCAGUUUGAUCAGCUCUCUGGGCGCUUCUUCUCUUGAGUUUUCUCUGCAAAGUGGCAAGGAAAUUCAUGGCCAAGCGAUUAGAAAUGGGCUUGAAACGGACAACAUGAUUCAAACAUCCCUUAUUGAUAUGUAUAGUAAAUGUGGCAAAAUGGGUUAUGCGGAGAGGAUAUUCAAUGGAAUUUUGUCAAGAAAUAUUGUGGCCUGGAAUGCUUUGAUAGCUGGUUAUUGUCUGAAUGGCCAUAUCCUUGAUGCAUUUUCAUGUUUGAAGAGCAUGUUGGAUGAUGAUAAAGAAUUGAAUCCUGAUACUAUCACUUUGAUAAAUUUCCUGCCUGCUUGUGCCCAGAUUGGAGUUCUGUCAAUGGGAAAAGCUGUUCAUGGCUAUGCCAUUAGAAAAGGUUUUCUGCCUCAUGUUGUCUUGGAAACUGCUUUAAUUGACAUGUAUGGACAGUGUGGGGAGUUUAGCUUGGCCGAGAGUAUAUUUUUUAAAAUGAUGGAGAAGAACUUGGUAUCAUGGAAUGCUAUGGUUGCUGCUUAUGUACAGAAUGGUCAGAACAAGCAAGCCUUGGCAUUGUUUGAAGACCUCUGGAAUAAGCUUCUCAAACCAGAUGCAACUACAAUUGCUACCAUUGUGCCAGCCUGUGCAGAGUUAGCCUCAUUGAACGAGUGUAUGCAAAUUCAUGCUUAUGUGAUUAAAUUGGGAUUUAAUUUGAACACAAUAAUCUCAAACUCGAUCGUCUACAUGUAUGCCAAGUGUGGGGAUCUCCAAACUGCGGUAAAACUUUUUGAUGACAUAUUGUUUAAAGAUGUUAUUUCCUGGAACACGAUCAUUAUGGCUCAUGCCAUCCAUGGGUUUGGAAGAAUCUCUAUCCAGUUAUUUCUUGAGAUGAGGGAAAAGGGUAUUCAACCCAAUGGGAGUACUUUUGUUUCCCUAUUAUUGUCUUGUAGCAUUUCUGGUUUGGUCAAUGAAGGAUGGGCAUACUUCAAUUCAAUGAAAAGAGAUUAUGGUAUUGACCCAGGAAUAGAACAUUAUGGUUGUAUGCUCGAUCUCCUUGGCCGUGUUGGCGAUCUUGAUGAUGCCAAGAGUUUCAUCGAAGAAAUGCCUUUGGUCCCAACAGCAAGGAUAUGGGGUUCUUUACUAGCUGCAAGUAUGAACAAUAACGACAUAGUUGUUGCUGAACUUGCUGCAAAGCACAUUCUGCAACUGGAACAUAAUAACACUGGAUUCAACCUUCUCAUCAUCAUCACCACCAUAAUCCCGUUUAUCCUCCUCUUCUUCGUCGGACUCGUUCCUCCUCCCCCUGACGCUGAAAACUUCCCUAACAGUUUUCGAGACAAAGUCGCCGAACCAUCUGAUACAACCACAUUGACCACCGCGACUACCGCCGCAAAACUUCUAGAUUUGAAAUUGAGGAGAAGGAAAAGCAUAGGAACGUCGGGAGGGAAAACUGGGGGAGUGGUGAUGAGGAUGAAUCUGGUGGCGAAAAGCGAAUGGAAUUUGGUUGUAGCGAUUUUCGAUGAUGGGUUUUAG
Carica papaya (papaya) is the source of this 2336-nucleotide messenger RNA. RefSeq names its product Tetratricopeptide repeat (TPR)-like superfamily protein. The record is from RefSeq and is a predicted model, not a curated record. Gene Ontology annotation, molecular function: protein binding; RNA binding; zinc ion binding. Gene Ontology annotation, biological process: RNA modification. Lineage: Eukaryota; Viridiplantae; Streptophyta; Magnoliopsida; Brassicales; Caricaceae.